AGCUUUCCCAGCCUAAGGACAGUGAUGCUGUGGUGGGAGAGGAGGAGGGAGCAGCCGACCACUGCAAGUCCCUGCCUGAAUAAUUUGCCAAGUAGUGUGGGCUGCUGUGCGUGCGUUGGGAAAAGCUGGUGUGAGUACAUCUGGGGAAUUCCAGGAGCCAUCCCGCGCCGCAGCCGCCGCUAUUCCCUGCCCUCUCCCUGUUCCCUCCUCCUCCUGGCGUCACCCUUGGACACGCGAAUAACAACUAAAGCUCUGUCUCGGGGCUUCUCAAUCCCGAAUGAGCGGCAGCGUCUGUGUUGCUCCGGAGGAUGCAAUAAGCAGCCGGGAGUGGGAAAUCCUGCCGGGAAUCCCUGCCUGCCUGCCUUUCCUCCUGCCCACCACGGGAACAUGAAGGCUGCCUGUCUCCAGACGCUGCUGUGGGCCCUGUGCCUGGUGGUGACCCUGGCUGGAGGGCAACCCAGAGCACCUGUGAAGUGUUCACUAGAGUGCAAAAAUUCUACAAAGAAGAUACCAGAGAAGCUGAUCAGGAGGUACUACGAGAUGGACCCCAGAUGCAGACAGAAUACCAUUGUAUUUGUUACUGUGAAGGAUAAGGAGAUUUGCGUAGAUUCAAAUGAAGGCUGGGUGAAGGAGAUCAAAGACAAACUGGACGGGAAAAGUGCCACAGUGAUGCCACCACGUGGUGUCACCUCAGCAGAAGAGCCCGGCAGCAUCGAGAGACACGUUGGUCUUCCACAACUGCCUCCAUCUCAAACCACUGCUCCAGCUGGUUUCUCCCAAGGGACUGGAACAACACUCAGGGAGAGAGAACAUGCUCCUGCUGCCACCACAGAGGUGUCCAGCAAGCCACCCCUGGGCAAGCAGGAGCCUUCCCAGCUCCCUGCAGGAUCCAGCCCCAUGACACAGGAGGAGGCUAUGCACCCUGGGGUCACUCCAGAAGCCAAGGGAGAGACCUCAAAUUCUCCUGCUGCAGCAGGCCUGGGCUCCAGGCAGCCCACCCCACAUCCCACUGGUCAACACACAGCUGCUCCUAACUCCAAUUCAGACUUGAUGGCUGCUGCCAGAGGAUCAAUCCAACCUCUACUGGCUGCCAAUGGACCCCUGGACCCCACAGGAGCCAGAGCCAACACACCAGACACUGCUUCCAGCAGUUCUGGGUCAGAUCUCCCCUCCGUCUGGGACAGUAUGAGGACCACAACAGUCACAGAGACAGCACCACAGAUUGCUUCAGUGUCUACUCUGAGCUCCACCACUGCCACAGGCAAAGCUGCUUCUGUCCAUACCAACAGGGUUGUUGGUCCCUCUGCAGGGACAACAGCAUUUGAUCAUUCAUUGCCUGUAGGGAAGCAAGAGCCUUCAGACACAGGAGUUUUUACUCACCAGGCACUGUCAAGCCAAGCCAGAGUGCAGAUGAUCACAGUCAGGCCAAACAAUCUGCCUCUGCCCAGCUUCCUGUCAAAAUCUCAAAUGCACUUUGUCAUCCCAGUUUCUGUGGUUUGUGGACUGAUGGUUAGCAGCGUUGUUCUUGUGUGGUUGUAUCUGAAAUUUGGAGUCAAACCAGAAGAAACAUCAAGAGAAAUGGUGCAGGGCUUGCUCUACCAGCAGGCAGGACAUCAAGACAAUGUCUAUCCAAUGGAAGUAAUAUGAAUGCUUCAUGGCAUGGACAUUUCUGUUUGAGUGUUGCUCCAGAAAAGCUGUUCAUGCUGAACCUGGUGACCAGUAGGAAACAAGCCUGGGAAUAAAAAUCACAGAGAAAACUGAUUUUUUGGUAGAGCAGAAUGCCCAAUAAUACAUCUACUUCAUCAUUGACCAGUCACAGUGUUUUGGAAAUAAGGGAGACACUUCUUUUCUACUGGCAGUGCUCUGUACAAAGGCUGUGGCUGUUCUCCUGCUGUUGCUGGCUCUUUGCCAGCUGAUAUGAUUUUCUAAGUCACUCUUGGGAAUUUUUCUGAGGUUCAUUGUGGCCCAGGCAAGAAGCCACUCACCCACCCACACUGCUGGACUUGGGCUCAGCCACCUGGAGCAAUCUUAGCACCAAACCCACACAAUUUGCACUUAAACUCUCUGCUGCUUCUUUCUUUGCACUUCAGGUCUCUGCUCUGCCAGACCAAGACUGGAGCUGGUGGCCAGCUGGGUGCUGGCUCUGCCUGGGCUGAUGGAAUUUACUCUCAUCAUUUUCUCUUGCUGGAGGCACAAGGGGUAGCCCAGCUUUCCAGAAAUAGUUGACCAACACUGCAUCUGAUCAGGGGACUGAAGGUCAGUGCUACAGAUCUAUUCAGAGAAGCUGGCAAUCCAGUCUGUCUCCUUGAAAUCAAGCCCUUCCUUUUAGCAGCUCUGGGUGAUUCUUCUUGCAGAUGAAUUCUGAGAGCUGGUUCUCGGCAAAUCAAUGCAAUAAAUCCCUUCUGCCAGCUGAUGCACCUUGUGCCCAGCUGCAUCCAUCACCAGGGCAGGAAAAUGCUGAUGAAUCUUCACAAAUGGGAGAAAUCAAGAAGCCACCCAAUAAUUUUGCUAUUCCUGUGUUAUCAUUGGAACAUUUUUGCUCUUCUCUGCAAGCACAAAACCCAGGAAAUGUGGAGCUAAAGGCAAUUCUGGAUGUAGUAAUGAAAAAAUUACCACAGCAGACAUUCUUUUGAUCCCAUUUUCUCUCUAGAAAUAAGCACAUUUGCUGAUCCACA
Messenger RNA from Camarhynchus parvulus, 2675 nucleotides. RefSeq lists its product as uncharacterized. Bases 25 to 1647 code for a protein of 540 amino acids. Lineage: Eukaryota; Metazoa; Chordata; Aves; Passeriformes; Thraupidae. Gene Ontology annotation, molecular function: CCR chemokine receptor binding; chemokine activity. Gene Ontology annotation, cellular component: extracellular region. Gene Ontology annotation, biological process: lymphocyte chemotaxis; cellular response to tumor necrosis factor; monocyte chemotaxis. The transcript has 3 exons. The record is from RefSeq and is a predicted model, not a curated record.